AUGAAGAAACCAUGUAAUCAUGAAGGUGAUGAAAUUAAAUGCAAAGUCGAAGAAUUUAGAAUGAAUUUAAAACGACGUAUUGAAGAUUCACCGCAACCAGUUAAAAAGAUUUAUAGAGAACAAAUAAUAUCAUUAUAUACAGCAUCACCGCAAAUUACACCAUUUACACCAAUGUUUCACGAGAUGAAAACUUCAUUAUAUAAUGCAAGAAAUACAAGUUAUCCACCUGCUCCACGUAAUAUUGAUGAUGUUAAUAUUGAAGAAAUAUGA
Molecule: messenger RNA, 270 nt
Organism: Rotaria sp. Silwood1
Lineage: Eukaryota; Metazoa; Rotifera; Eurotatoria; Philodinida; Philodinidae
Source: the annotation of a GenBank genome assembly